AUGCUACCAGCGCAUCAUAACUGGUUUUCAUCAUAUUUUGUUAGACGAGCGUACGAGGUUGGCUUGAUGCUAUGGAGGCCUGCAUAUGAUAGCGUUCGCCGGGCUUUUCCGUGGAAAUUGGGGAGGAUUUUGGGCAUUGUCUGCUUCAAGGUAGGGACGGACAACACUGGAAGCAUCCAAGCAGGUAUUGGAUAUACAGCCCUUGCAAGAGCGAGAACGCUGUGGAUUCCGUCGACAGGGGUCCUUGAAAAUGUUCUCAUCGCGAAUGAUCGCUCGAGCAAGCCCUGCAGAUCCGAGCGGCGAGAUCUGCAAGCCACCACGCCUGGGACGUCACACAAGUCCAACGGAUCGCAGAAAAAAAAGCAAUGUGGCGGGAGGAACUUCGUAGCUAGUGUAGUCAAUCACCCACUCACCGACGAACCCGGUGGGUCCGGGAGCCAUGUUCAAUGGCGGCGAGAACUUACGAGAUAUGUACUCCGUAUGGAGUGA
This is a messenger RNA of Coccidioides immitis RS, 489 nucleotides long. RefSeq lists its product as uncharacterized. The record is from RefSeq and is a predicted model, not a curated record. The transcript has 3 exons. NCBI's taxonomy places the organism in Eukaryota, Fungi, Ascomycota, Eurotiomycetes, Onygenales, Onygenaceae. Bases 1 to 489 code for a protein of 162 amino acids.